AUGGCGAGCAACUUGUUACGUGGCACAAAAUUGAAGAGGCGCGAAGUAGCGAUACACAAUAAAUCAAACGAUUGUUGGGUUUCUUAUAAUGACAACGUUUACGAUCUGACCGACUUAUGUAGAUUGUGGUUAGGUACACGAGUAAUAAAACCUAUAAUAGCACACGCGGGAAAAGAUAUCAGUCAUUGGUUCGAUCAUAAUCGAAAGGACAUUAAAUAUUACAUUCACCCUGUUACCGGUGUAUCAGUACCGUAUUGUCCACAUGGACCAAUACCGGAUGUGUCUGAUUGUGUCGUACCUUCCACUACUUGGCGACCGUUAAACAAAUGUCCAUGGUGGUUGGAAGAUAAAUAUAAGUUAGGCGAACUCACCAAAAAUCCACGACCUUGUAGAAUUAUUAAUGUUCUUACUGGAACGAGUUGUGUUAUAAUGGUUUGCGAAGAGGAUACAAUUAAACGUAUUCAAGAACGAGCUUUAAUAUUUAAUGCAAAUGGACAAUCUUAUUCGUGGAAAUUUGAAGGAAAGGAUAUUGAUCUUGAUUGUACUUUAACGGAGAAUAAUAUUCCGGACGAACGUGAACGCUUCAUAGCUUGUGGGCUUCCAGAGGAUUAUUAUAUUCCGAGUCUUAUGUGUUAUUACAUCGAUAAAGACGAUUUGGACGAGUAUAAGAAAAAUUGUAGGCGGGAUAAUAAUUAUAUAUAGCCGAACACAUAUCAAUAAUAUUAUUAUUUAAUAUUAUUUUUAUGUUAUAUUUUAACAAAAAGUUCCCUACAUUACCGAACGUUGCAAAUAGUACUUCUCAAUUGCGAAAGAUGGCAGCACCAUUCUCAGAUGCAAUGCAAUUGUAUCUAACAUUAUGGGAACAAAAUUGAGAGAACAUAUAAUAUUAAAUAUAAAUAAUUUAUAGUAAU
Messenger RNA from Polistes canadensis, 911 nucleotides. RefSeq names its product cytochrome b5 domain-containing protein 1. The record is from RefSeq and is a predicted model, not a curated record. Bases 1 to 702 code for a protein of 233 amino acids. NCBI's taxonomy places the organism in Eukaryota, Metazoa, Arthropoda, Insecta, Hymenoptera, Vespidae. The transcript is spliced from 3 exons.